Molecule: messenger RNA, 4388 nt
Organism: Cimex lectularius (bed bug)
Lineage: Eukaryota; Metazoa; Arthropoda; Insecta; Hemiptera; Cimicidae
Exons: 9
Coding region: 1680-2381 (233 amino acids)
Source: RefSeq, a predicted model, not a curated record
ACUUUUCCUUUUGUCUUUUUGGAUCCACUCUGUAAUGUUUUCGUUGUCCCAAGAAUAGGUUCAAGGAAGUAUAUGGUCUUGCAGAUCCUCCUCUGGCCAGUAUCAACUUUUUUACCCAAAAUUCCUUCAUGUCCUAGUAGUUUUCAUCUGGUUAAUGCUUUCCGCCAGGUUUUUGAGAUUUUUGACAUACUAAUGCUUGGCUUUUCGAUCUCAUGAGGAUUUUUGCUAGUGUAACCUUUUUUAAAAUUUUCAAUAUACAAGCAUUGAUGGGACGAAUUUUAGCAUGAAAGACCAAGAUGUACUUAAGAGAUUGAUUGCUCAUGUUUUGGGCUUUUACAAAAAAAAGAGCCUGAUACGGUUGCUAAUGUGGUUUGGAACCAUCUGAUGCUCUCCUGAAUUCUUCUUCCCAUACUUUACUUUUUUAAGUGGGUUUAGUGACCAAGUUAGCACAUUACUUAGAUAGUCAAUGUGAGCCGGAAUGGAUAAUAUUAUGGAUGGAAUCGAUAAUAUUUUUAAUGGCACGACCGCAAUGGGUCAACGAAAACAUCCGUGGGAUGAAUGAAGCGGACAGUUUGCCCGUCGGCAGACAAACAAUGCUUUAAAACCCCAAGCUGAACGAUUGAAGGUUUGUUAUUUAUAAAUAAAAACCGAGAUGUAAGAUAAGGAAAUGUCGGCCGGUGCAGUUGCGAAAGUGAAGGAAUGUUUCUCGGACGUGAGUUCGUUGCCCGCUAGUCAACAUAGAUCGAUCCAAACAAGUCCUCGACCUUAAAACAAUGCUAGUUCGACCCUCAUUUUUUAUUCAGCGAUUACAACUAAUGAAUGCGUAUCGCCCUACAGAGCCACCAUACGAAAAAAUCCAUUCACAACACUUUCUAUUAUAAAAAAACCACAUUUAAAUAAAAUAGCUUAAUAAUUACUGUCAAAGGGUAACCAUAAUAGAUAUGACAAUUCGUAAUGACUUACGGCCGCAAAGAUAACGACCAUUCAUAGGACAAUUUAAAUAUUCGUUAAAUUAAAUAGUUUUAAAUAACUCGGUCGUUUCCUAUCGUUUUGGUCUACCUAUCCUUGUAGGCGUGAUGCAUCAAGACGAAACGACUGACAGACCGAAAAAUGCGACGAGGAAAGGCACAGGUCCCAUCGCUUCGCAGUCUUCAAGAGGAAUUUCCCACUGAUUGCGAAAAUUACGAAGAAUGGACAACCAACGGCGGUGUCCUCCAGUUGAACAGGACAGCUCUUCCGAGAUUCAAUGUAGCUGAGGAAAGAUCAGGCGAUAUACGGUGAAAUACUCGACGAUCUUUCGUCGCAUUUUAUCAAAUGGUGUUUUGUGCCAUCCUGCACCAGCACCAUCAACAAGAAGCCGAUAAAGAUCUUCUUCAGAGUUCCCGAGGCUGAUCAAAAAAGCAUUUUACAGGCGAAAGCAUUGGUUUUUUCAAAUUAGAAAUAACCCCACCCCGGAUUUUCUUUUUUGUUGCGAGGAUCACUUCGACUUUACUACGGAUAUAGUGAAUUUUCCCGAAUACUUGAGAAGAGGGUGUGAUAUAAGACUGCUGGUUUUGAAAGAAGACGUUGUGCCUCAUUUGAACUUGCAUUACCGCGAUUUUCCGACUCGUAACUAUAAUAAUGUUCUGACCGUAGGAGGAAAAACAAAACCCUCGGCGAACACUGAAAAGUGUCAAACCAUGGCGAAACGGCUGGACUUUCAAGCUGAAAUCGUUAAAAUCACACCGUCUAAGGAAGAAGACGUCUCGGUAAUGACAGAUUCGGAAAUUGAACACAACCAGAAAAGAAAAAACAGGAAGAAACUAACAGAAAAGAGAAAUUACGGAGGGUACGACGGAUUGAAACUUGUAACGAGCCGGUACGGCAAAGAUCUUUUGCUUCAUAAUGGAAAUAGUUAUUGCAAAUCCCACGUUUUAAGAAGUGGAAGAGUUAGAUGGAGGUGUUCGAGGAGGACGAGGAAGUUAUGCCGCGCCCAGUUCAUAACAGAACCGGAUAAAACGACUUUUGUACCUGGCACGGCAAGGCUGCAGCACAACCACCCGCCUAUCUUCCCCGUUCAUGAGAAAAAUACUACUCACAACAAGAGGAACGUAGAAAAGCAUGGAAACUCUCCUAAAAAAAAGUCGGAUAUGUUGCUUCGAAAACAGUCGACGUAUGAUUCCGCUUCAAUAAACGAGUACGAGGCACCGCGAGGAAGAAAAGAGAAAGAGAAUUCUUUUGAUGAGAAUUUUCCUAAAAGUCAAUAUGAAAAGACUGAUAUAACAACGGCCAAACGACUGUUUCUCCUUAGUUUUCUACCCGACUUGAAAGAAAUGUCCACAUCGCAGUUGCAAAUAUUCAAACAAAACGUAUUUCACACAGCAAGCACGAUUCUAAGUUGAUAUUAAUGUUUUUUACAUUAAUAGUUCACUCUGUAGCUUUUUAAUACGGUUCUUCUGUUUAUUUGUGUUACAACUUUAAUUUAGGGUUACAAUUCCGAUACAAGCUAAAGCUUAUUCUUCCAAAUUUCCUAUAAUAACAUAAUAACUAACCUAAACCUAACAAAUCCUGUCAUCAAGCUAUUUCUUAAACUUUUAUUAUCUAAUAAUUUCCAAGGUUAAUAAACAUAAACAUCUACUUAAUGAAUUUAUGAAUUGAGUUUACAUCCGUAUGAAGGUAAAGAUUAAGUGGAUUUGAAAAAAUGUCCGAAAGUAGAUGGAGACUACCUUUGGCCAUGAGUUUACAUUGGACGAGACAUCCAUGUCAGAAUUGUAAUUUCUGAAUAUCUGUUUAAUCCUUCGCUCCUACCUAAUCGAAGGAUUCUUCCGAGUCUAUAAUGUCUACUCCGACUAUUGCCCUCUGAGAGCGAGUACCACAGGGCAGCGCGUUUAGACCAAUCAUUUACCUGCUCUACAGGAUAUGGUUAAUUCACUAUUCUCCUUUGCCGAAGACAUUGCUUUGCUUUCCUUUGGUCCAGAUCCUGCAACAGAGAAGCUCCAGGAAUGUCCUGCUAAUAACCGAUUGGAUUUGGAGGAUAAUAUGAAAGCAAAAGUACCUUGAUCCAAGAAAAACCCCUCAUCAAAUAUUUCUUAACGAUACUCCUAACUUUAACCUUUUAUGACCCAAUGUUGCCUUAGAGCAAGACGAAUAUGAACAAUUUAGUUAAAAAGUUAAACAACGGGAUAUCCUAUAAGUUUGGGUGAACAUUUUACUGAUGACGUCCUUGCAAGGAAAGAAGCUGCUAUACCUCUGACAGGUCCUGAGACCUUCUAUGGCAUAGGGAUUAUUAGACAAAAAUACAAACUGAAAAUGAGGAAUUAGUUGAAUUAUUGGACAUAAAUAAUUCAAGAACCUUCUUGCAAGGCAGUAAAGUUACCCCAAUCCUUAUCCAAUAAAAACAACCCCUGAAACCCCAUCAGUCGACUGAAACAGUGAUGAUACAAUCGGGGAUUAAUCCUUGUCUAAAGUUGGGAGGAAUUUCUUGUAUCUCAUUACAUAAUGUAAAUAAUUAAAAAUUAAUGAUUGUAAAUUUAAUUAAUUUUUCAGAAAAUACACUUUGCGUGUGAAAUUAUAUAGGAAAAGCUCGUAAUUCGUGACCAGCAAAAAGAAUUAUAAAAGGAAGUAAUAUUUAAUUAAUGGGCUAAUCCAAUAUAUUAAGAAGAUAACUAAAUAUUUUCAAAAAAAGGCUCGUAUUAAUUAAAAAUUGCUAUUUUUCUGUAUUAAUUAUUACGAAAUACAGUAAUUAUUAAAAAUUUUAAUAUCCAAAUCGUAAUAAAGCAGUACUCUAUGGAGGACGUGUUGUGAAGUCCCGAAUAAUUCCCUUUUUAUUUUAUAAAGAAAUUUUUAAUUAUAUCAUAAAUAUCACAAAUUAGUAUUUUCCUCUCAUCUCCAGGAAUCUGUCGAUUCAAUGUGCACAUGCAAUGCUUUCGUUUAAGAAAUAACCGUGAAAACUUACAAUGUUUGUCAUAUGUUUAUAAAUAAUUUACAAGGUUGACAAAUAUGAACGUCUAAAUACUUACGAUACUGCAACUGACGUUUAAAAAAAUUAUGAGUUGACUUUACGUUUGACGAGAUAUACCACCCUCCAUUGUAUAUCGGAAUUGUAACCAUAAACUUACAAAUACCCCCUAAUCUAAGGAUUCUUUGAUUGGAAUAGGACUAUUGUCCUUUGGGAGCUGGAGUACCAAAGGGCAGCGUGCUUGGACCAAUUAUUUACCUGCUUUACAACACAGAUAUUCCGAAUUCAACAUCUCUGGCAGCGUCCUAAAUGUGAAAUUAGUAUUUUCCUCUCAUCUCUAGAAAUAUGUCGACGCAAUGUGUUGAAAUAUGUUCUUCUUAUUAAGAAAUAACAGGGACAUAUGUACUAUCUUGUAAUAUGUAAAUAAACCGUACAGUUACAGUGUUAUUUU